ACCAAACGCUGCUAGUAAUUCAAAACGUGUAUUCAAAAUUAUUGAUAACUAGGAAAGUUUUAACAAUAAAUUGUUAACAAUAUUUCUUUGUUCAUAUUGAGAAUUUGAUUUUUGAAUAAAUAAUUUUUCCAUAUUAUCUGUUGUAUUUUGAUAAUCAAUACUAAAAACAAAAUUAGUAAUCAUUUUGAACUGCGUAUCGAUCAAGAGCCGGUUGUGAUAAUCAAAAGAAGAGAUCGCUCCUUUGUUUUGGCUAAACCUACCCCCCUUAAUGAGAUUAAAUUUUCUUUAUCUCAAUCAACGUACAUAUACAUUUAGUACUGUGACGCACUUGCGAAUAUAAAACAAAAAAGUAAACAUUUUUAUUCUAUAAAGGACCAAACAACCUCCAUUAAGAUGGAAGAUCCAUUUGUGAUAUGUCCGUUCAAUAAAAGUCAUAAAAUUAUGAUGAGCCGAUUACAGGGUCAUCUUUUAAAAUGUAUGAAAAGUCAUUCCGCGACUGGGCCCACUAUUUGUCCAUUCAACAUUCAACAUAUUAUUGAUGCUUCUGAAAUAGUGGGGCACUGCAUUAUUUGUCCUAGCAUUAAAGACGUGCUAACGCAGGCAAAUACUCGUGAAAAUAAGGCUGAUUCGUCAAACAAUGUUUCUUCAACAUCAACUUAUGCUCGUGAUUCUGUAGCUGAAACGGUGUAUAGUAAUACUAUUCAUUCAAAUACUGAAACGAAAAUAAAAACACUUCCAAAAUCUUUGAGACUUCCAGAAAAUGAAAAGUCCGAAACAUCCAUAAAUGCACCAAAUGGAGGAACUGAAAAAUUAGGAGAAAAUAAAAACCCUCUUCUAAAUGCUCUGGAAAAGAGCAUUACUUUUGAAAAUCACCAUACGAUAACAAAUGAUGCUGAUUCGAAAAAUUUAAGCGUGAAUUUUUGGAAUGAACCAGAAUCAUUGGAAAUCAACAAUAUCGACUAUGGUGAGAUUUAUCGAAAAUUGGAAGCCUUAGAAGAAAAAGAAGUUACUAUUGCAAAAGAAAUGCAAAUUUUACGACAAAAGGAAAAAGAAAUUGGGGACGAAAAAAAAGAGCUUAUUGAAAUCCUCAAGAGUAUCGCUGUUUACAUGAAUACUAGUAAUAAUUAUCGUACCAAUAAUAAUAAUAAAAAAAACACAAAUAUAACUGCUUGUAUUGAAGAAGUCAAUACUGAUAUCGGCAAUAAUAUUGAUAAAUCUAACAAACCAGCUGGUAAUAAUUCUAAUUAUAAAUUAGAAAAAAAGUCUAGCAAUUUCCAAUAUGUUAGACCAUUUAUGACACCACUAACAUCAUCACCUCCAAUUCCAGGAUCAUCAGCAAAUUCAAGUAAUACACGAGCACUUGGAAGAGGAAUUAUGCGUAUUUAUAGUCAAAGAAAAGUGGCGUCAAAAAAAAUAAGUCAAUCUUAAAGUCACUACGAUGUUAAAGACUGUAGUUAUGAAAGUGUAGAUUAAUUUUUUUUUAUUAUAUUACUUUGGUACUUAAGAGUAUUUACUAUAUUGUAAAGUUUUUUUUUUUAUUUCAACGAUUUUUCUACGAAACUUACAACGAUAAAAUAAAUAAAAAAUAACAUAAGAGAUA
Messenger RNA from Chelonus insularis, 1600 nucleotides. RefSeq lists its product as uncharacterized. The transcript is spliced from 4 exons. Bases 394 to 1428 code for a protein of 344 amino acids. Lineage: Eukaryota; Metazoa; Arthropoda; Insecta; Hymenoptera; Braconidae. The record is from RefSeq and is a predicted model, not a curated record.